CGAGUAUCCCACGUUCAUCAUAUAUGGUACAUCUUGUUUCGCACAACCUUCGUUAGCUUGAAAACUACACUAUGCUACUGUGGUGAGUGGAGCGAGUCAGGGGUAACUCGAAACCGACGCUUUGGAGUGGCCGGUGACAAGAAGCAAGUGGUGAGCUCCAAAACAAUUCCCCAGAUUUCACAAGUCCCCAAUCCUCAAAGGUCCCUGAUCAUGCCGCCGAAACUCCAGCUGCCCCGGUCUCAACCACCCCCGAGCCGAGAAUUCUGCGGAAGGCCGACCGAAAUUGCGGCUACGGGCCGGCAUGAAAGUGGGACCGGCCACCAUUACCGCCUGUCGAUAGCCAGAGACGCUCGGGCCAUGUCGAUCGCUUGAAACAGUCGAGAUGAACCGUGCACUGCCAGCCAGUCAAAUUACCUCAUGAUGGAACCAAAAGCUGCCGCCAACUUGAACGGCGCAAGCUGGCAAAGUCAGUUCGGUGGAAACAGACAGAUGCGGAAAUGGCGUUUCGCCGUCCGUUGGCGCUUGAGAAUUGUCGGGAAUCUUUGUUCUAUUAUGCUCGAUAGACAGAGCUUGUGGAGAAUGGGUAUGAGGCUAUCGAUAUCACAGCAAUCCAGAUUGUUCUCUGAAGAUCCCCCGAGAUUAACGGUGAGGUGUAUCGGGAGUUGCUUGGCCUCAUUUGCUUUGCUCCGGCUUGGUGUGCAUCGAAACAGAAAACUCCUGCCGGGGUUUUGCCAGCGACAAAUUUCCCACGGCAAGGUCGCCGGAAAAUCGAAGAUUGAGAAACCGCUGGCCUCCUUGUUGGCCCAGAACUGCCCUUGACAUCCACUGUUGCUCAGGGAAGGCCUUGUUGGCAACCUCUUGGCUGUCCACGGCGACCACAGAGCGCGCCAACACAGACGCACGCGACGUGGAAGAUGGGACCACCACGUCAGGCUUGCUUCAUGCGUGAGGCAGUGAGCGGUGGGGGGGAAAACAGGGAAAUCACUCAUCUAAACUGGAAGAGCAGGUGGAAGCUGCCAUUGGGAAACGGAGCUGUUGAUUUCCUGCCUGAAUUGGGAAUUUUGGGAUGAGCUUGCCCGCCCAUCUGUCAUUGGCGCCCGGUUCCUGGCUUGCUGCUGUCUGCCAGGAACACCGCACAACCAGACGCAGGUACCGUGCCGCGCAGGGAAGCAAUGCCCAACGCUAAAAUUAAGGAGAUGGUCUCAAAUGGUUGCUUGGCUGCCAAUUGGCAGGGUCGACUAUGUACCCUGGCCGCAAGAGUCUGCGGCAGCGAUACCUUCCCGCUAUCGUCAAGAGGCCCGUCCACCCCCAGCACCCCCCCAGAGUGCCCAGAUCCUCGCGCUCGUUUUUAACCGCCCCGUCGCCCUCAUUUCUCCUCUGCUCACUUUUUGCUUCUGUUUGGCCACCCAUCGCCUCUUCACCUGAAGAAAUUGUCAUUCCUUUCCAGAGUCCUGUACUCGAUCCAUUCGUUUUUGCAACAUCGGCUACGAACGACAUAUUUUUGUCCGCCAAUUUAAUUACCGCCCUCCUCGAUCCUCGAUUUGAACGCGCUACCUAAUACCUCAAAACACCAAAUCAAUCCAUCACAAUGCUCGCUAAAUCCAUCACCGCUCUGGCGGCUCUCGCCUUCGCCGUCAACGUCGCUGCCGAGCAACCCUACAAGCCUCAGCUCGUGAAGAUGUCGACCCGCUCCCUGUUUUCCAUCGGUCGCCGUCAAGAUACCCCCGGGUACCAGCCAGAGCAGGCCGUGUGUGGAGAGGGAAACACUUGCGAGGAGGCUUGCGGUGCCGGCUACACAACUUGCGCUUCCACCGACAACCAGGUGCACUGCUUCAACGCUCAAGCGGCUCAGACGUGCUGCCCCGAUCAGUCUGGCAACUCCUGCGACGCUGGCUACUACUGCACAGCCGACAAGGCCGGUGAGACGUGGUGCUGCCCCAACUCUAUGGACCUUGAGGCCUGCGCUGCUGCAUUCGAGGUGACUGGUGGUCUCGUCUCUCAGACCCCUCCUGCCACUUCGACCUCUACCACCAGCACCGAGGUCAUUUCCACCGCUCCUCCCACAACUACCAGUACCAGCGCCAGCAGCUCGAUCGUCUUUGGUGGUAAGAACUCUACUUCGGCUGCCAUCACCAUCACCAGCUCUGGUCUUGCCUCGGCUUCCGCCUCUGCUACCGGUGGCGCGUCUAACAGCACCGUCUCCCUUGGCACCUCUCCCUCGCCCUCCGCACCUGCUCCUUCCGUCUCCAACAUCGCUGAGGGUGCCGCUGGUACCUUCGCCGCUCCCGUCAGCGCCCUGCUCCUCAUUGCCGGUGUUGUCGCUCUUCUCUAAACUCCUAACGGCACCAAAUCCUCGGAGGUUUGACAUGAACACCACAGGACAAUGGAUUUCCGAGGGCACACUGCUUUUACGAGACAUGAGACACGACCUGAUAGCCCGCACACCUAAGCCUUAAUCACCUUUGUUUGUGCAGAGUUGGAAUGUUGCGUGUUUCCGGGCGACAAAUGGAUUUGGUUGGUUUUUUUCUGCCAAAGGAUAUUGGGCAAAGGAGCACGUUAUUUUUCCAGGGAUGCUUUAGAACCCAUUUUACGACGCAGCGUGCUUGUUUUUUUUGUUUUUUUUGGCCAUCAUGCCCUGUGGGUGUGGGAACUUCCGGAAGUCAAGGGACAGGACUGGAUGCGAGGGGGGAAGCCAGCUGGGUUUCUUGUUUUAUACUCUUCAACUUGAUACACUGCCGAGACUGUUCUUGGACGGAUUGUCUCGGGCAUUUUGUGAUUUUUUUUUGUUACGGAAUAUGUUGUAAGAGAGAAUGGAAGAGAGGGAUUGUAGAACUCUUCUUGUCCUAUAAUUACGCUGGAGACAGUAACAUACCAACUUUGCACAGAUUUUUGGUCCUGCUUCUUGUGACAUGUUCUUUUGUUGAAUCGUUGGAUGC
Messenger RNA from Podospora bellae-mahoneyi, 2936 nucleotides. RefSeq lists its product as uncharacterized. The record is from RefSeq and is a predicted model, not a curated record. The coding region runs from base 1589 to 2332 and encodes 247 amino acids. NCBI's taxonomy places the organism in Eukaryota, Fungi, Ascomycota, Sordariomycetes, Sordariales, Podosporaceae. The transcript has 2 exons.